CGCUUGGGCGGUCUUUCGUGCUUGCUGCAUUUUCGCACGGUCGACACUUUCAGCAUCGCAUUCCCUUCCUUCCGGCCUGUUCCCCCCUCCAGCCUGUUCAAGUCCCCCAGUGGGUUGGUCGCCCUUUCAUCCCAUCCCGUCGAACGCCAUCCAACCUUCCAUCUAUCAGUGUGUUCGCAGAUUGAAGCUCUCUCGCCAGCGCUAGAAGGGACAUGUUCCUGUCUACCUAACCAGCCAACAUGUCCCCUCUCAGAGGCUAUAUCACAUCCUACCCCCCACGGGUGCGCCAGUAUGGGAACGCGCUUCUCACUCCCGUCAACCCACCUACUCAAGUUGGCCCUACGCCUCGCACGACGAAACGCGGAACCGCUGCCAUCAAUUAUGCCGAAGAUGGUUAUGAUGAUGAUGAUUUCGAGGACAGCGAAGGUCCUCGGCGGCCCACUGGCCUGAGGAGUCUCCGCCGAGAAGAGUCAACGUUCGAUAAAGUCCCCCUGGCGGAAAAGCUAGGGAAAGAGAUCCAUGCUCCCGUUGAGGUCCAAGGAGUGUUUCGCGAUUGGAUGAUCAAGAGGAUGCUACGGCCUGCUUGCGCCGACCAGCUACAGAUCCAAGCACAACUCCCGCUAACCCUCAUACCAAUCCGAAUUGAUCUGGAAGUACAGGCGCAUCAGCCGUUGGAGCCGUUCGCCUUGCCGCGAUCGGUCCUAGACCCUGGGAUUAACCUCACGCUGCCUGGGUAUAGACGACCUGAGCCGCUGCCCGCUUAUCGCAUCAAAGAUACCUUUCUCUGGAACCUUCACGAAGCCCUCGCAACUCCGGAGGAGUUUGCCGUCGGGUUUGUCCGUGACAUGGACCUUCCCAAUCCGCAGGCGAUGACCAUGACCAUCAGCGGCCAGAUCCGCCAACAAUUAGAAGAGUUUGCCGGGGUUGCGUUGCAUCCACUUUUCCAGAGUACACAGCACAAGCCACCAUCCGCCUCCCAGAAUGGGCUGUCGCGAGAGGUGUCCAUGACCCCGGCCCUAACGCACGCAGCCACCCCCGACAGCCGGGCCAAUGCAGUGACGGUCACUAAAGAGCCCUUGAUCAACGACAGCCUUCUCAACCCCGAUGACGCGUAUCGGUGCAUGAUUAAUCUGAACAUCAACUUGCAAAACAAGCUGUACACCGACAAGUUUGAAUGGUCCCUGCUGCAUCCUCCCGGGAUGGCCGAGGAAUUUGCCAAGAUCACUUGCGCUGACUUGGGGUUGGGUGGAGAAUGGGUUGGUGCCAUCUCGCAUGGCAUAUAUGAGGCUGUCUUGAAACUCAAGAAAGAGGUUUGUGAGAGUGGCGGGCUCAUCAGCGGCAUGGGAGGAUACGGAAACGAGAUCGACAACCAAGCGGCGAAUGGCGCCGAAGCCGGCUGGCGAUAUGAUCCGGAAGGGCUCGGGGACGAAUGGGAACCCAAGGUGGAAACGCUGUCCAAGGAAGAGAUUGAAAAGCGUGAAGGUGACCGCGAGCGACAGAUCCGCCGGUUACGGCGAGAGACGGCCCGGUUCUCAUCUACCACCGGCAUCACCCCGGAAGUUUCCCGACAGGGAAGCGGGGGCUAUUUCGACGUGGAUAGCGAGACCCCCCUGGGUCGAGGCGAGCGCAGCAAACGAAAACGACGCUUCCGCAGUAUCAGUCCAGGCGCGAGGGGAGGCACCCCCGGCGGGCGAGGAACUCCAGACACCGGAUCGGGGGCUGGCUAUGGUGGCGGCGGUGGUACUCUGUCUGACUGGGAACGUCAGAACUGGCGAUGCAGCAAUUGUAUGGUCUGGGGCACCGCAGUCUGGGCGGUCCGGGAUGGCCCUGCCGGCCCAAGGACAUUGUGCCACAACUGCGGUCUUCUGUACGAACGAGACAAGGUUGCCCCGGAAUGGUCGAGGGAUUUGCACCGACAUGAUAUCCCAAUUGGCCGGUGACGACCGCAAAUGUUUCGUCCUUGGGUAGAAGUGAGAUCGAACCUGAUGCACAGGGGUCAAUUAGCUCUAUUCUCAUGAGUCGUCCCCGUUCCAGCUCGACCCAGUUCAUGUACCUUUUUUUUUUUCAAACAUGGCCAUGAUAUUUCUAAUGAAUCCCUUAUAGUCUCAAUACUCGGCGUAUUCGAUGUGGUUUUUAAUUUUAUUUUUUGUUUCUUUUAAUGUAUUUCAUUUCUCUUUUAAACCUUUCUGAGCACCUUCAAUAUGGAAUGGAAUGAACUGUCGAUGGAUUUAUUUCUUUUUUUCUUGUUUUGGUGGAAUCUUAAAUCUUGCGGGUUUACAUGUUUUGCUAUGUCUGUUGUACACUGAUAGCAAUGAUUGAUGGGAGAGGCUUUCUGUUCUC
Messenger RNA from Aspergillus steynii IBT 23096, 2340 nucleotides. Its product is annotated as putative RSC complex subunit Sfh1. The record is from RefSeq and is a predicted model, not a curated record. Gene Ontology annotation, cellular component: nucleus; RSC-type complex; nuclear chromosome. Gene Ontology annotation, molecular function: transcription coregulator activity; zinc ion binding. The transcript is spliced from 4 exons. Bases 240 to 1940 code for a protein of 566 amino acids. Gene Ontology annotation, biological process: chromatin remodeling; regulation of transcription by RNA polymerase II. NCBI's taxonomy places the organism in Eukaryota, Fungi, Ascomycota, Eurotiomycetes, Eurotiales, Aspergillaceae.